CUUCCGGUUUGAAUUCACCGACGUAUCUCAACUUUUUAACAAAUAGUAACCCAUAAACAUCUAAUGAGAACCUCUUUGGCACUGUAACUAUUUUUACAAGUAUACCACUUAUUCCAUCCAAGUUGAAGGAAAGAACAUUCCUGUGAAGACCACAUCAUAAAUUCAAUGAGGCUUAGAUACAGAAGAAACGCAAUUUUAAAGUUGGGAAUAGUGGUGAUAACACUAAUAAUUGUUGUGCCCUUGAUCAUUCAUCACUUUGAGCGUCCUGCUGAUGACGAAAGUCCAGAAGUGAUCAAGAAAAAACUCAGGGUUGCAAGGUAUCAAGAGAAGAAAAGGCAACAGAAGAACAUCCAGAAUGUUGUUGAAAAUCCAGUCUUAGCUCAGAAAGGAGGAAAGUUUGAGUUACCAGCUGAUGAGGCUAUAGCCGAGCCGACACACGGACCAGUAGCUGUAGUAAAACCAGGUGUUCUGGGAAAUUUUGAGCCAGAUUACCCAAGUAAAAGUGGUCCAGGUGAGAAUGGGCAAGCAGUAUAUACUGGAAUGGAAGAGAGGUCAAGGGCAGACAAAUCUGUCAGGGAAUUUGGAUUUAACAUGGUUAACAGUGACAAAAUCUCAAUGACCAGAACCAUCCCUGACACCAGGCUAGAUGAAUGUAAGUACUGGCACUACCCUGAGGACCUUCCCUCAGCCAGUGUCAUCCUGGUCUUCCAUAACGAGGGCUGGUCCACUCUGAUGAGAACGGUCCACAGCGUCAUAGAAAUGUCACCCAAACAGUACCUUCACGAGAUCGUCAUGGUGGACGAUUUCAGUGACAAAGAGCACUUGAAAGGAAAACUUGAUGAGUACAUAAAACAAUUUAAUGGUCUGGUAAAGCUGUACAGAAACUCGGAACGCCUCGGUCUUAUUGGUACCAGGACAAGGGGAGCAGAGUUAGCGACUGGAGAUGUUAUUGUGUUUUUGGAUGCUCACUGUGAAUGUAAUAGAAACUGGCUGGUUCCACUGUUAGCCAGAAUCCGUUACGACAGGACGAUCAUGGCUGUUCCCACCAUUGAUGGAAUAGACUGGGAUAAUUUCCGCUACCACCCAGUGUAUGGUGCUCAACAUCAUAGAGGAAUAUUUGAAUGGGGAUUUCUGUACAAAGAGAGUGUGGUCCCAGAGAGGGAGCUUAGAACCAGAGAACACAACAGUGCACCCUACAAGUCACCUACACAUGCUGGAGGGCUGUUUGCUAUGGAUCGUAAAUACUUUUUUGAGUUGGGUGCUUAUGACCCAGGACUGAAAAUCUGGGGUGGUGAAAAUUUUGAACUUUCAUUCAAGAUCUGGCAAUGUGGAGGAAGCAUUGAAUGGGUGCCUUGUUCUAGGGUUGGCCACGUUUACAGAAACCACAUGCCUUAUGGAUUUGGAAAAAUUGAUGUCAAAAUCCCAGUUAUCAGUUUGAAUUACAUGCGUGUGGUGGAGGUUUGGUUAGACAGGGAGCACAAGGAAUUCUUCUACACCAGAGAGCCCGGAGUAAGGGGGUAUCCUAUAGGAGACAUCUCUCAGCAGCUCAAGUUUAAAGAGGAGCAUAAGUGUAAAGACUUCAAGUGGUUCAUGGAGAAUGUGGCUUAUGAAGUUUAUGAAAGAUUCCCCAAACUUCCUCCUAAUAAAGCAUGGGGAGAGGUAAAACUGAGAAAAGGCUCCUCUUGUAUGGACACAAUGGGUCAAGCAGUUGGGGGAGGGGCAAUUGGUCUCAGCUACUGUCAUCACUUUGGGGGUAGUCAACUUUUUAGAAUAAAUACAAAAGGCCAGAUAGGAGUUGGUGAAAGAUGUAUCGAGUCCCCCAAUGGAAACACUCUCCAUGUGGCCUACUGUGAGGUGCAGCCCACGGGACCCUGGGACUACGACGAGGCAAGUGGAGUCAUCAAGAAUACAUAUCACAACAAGUGUUUGGAUGGAACAAACGGGAAGCUGACACUUCAGCCGUGUAAUGGUGGGGGAGACUCCCAGAGCUGGGUGGUCACGGAAGUGUACUCCUGGAAGAAAUAAAACACAGCUGAUAUUGACCAGUCAAUCUUCACAGUGCUCAAUGUACAUUCCAUAUCUACUUACUGUGAAAGGUGUGUGUCCAUAGAUAGAUGAAUAGAUGUGUGAAUGUGUGAGUGGUUACAGAGAAUUUAAGAUCUAUAAAUUGUCCACCAGUUUUGUAUGCACAUUACGUCCAACCUUGCAGCAAUGGAUCAUGUGUACUGUCAAACAGAAAACAAAGUUAUUUUAUUUACCUGUGAGAAUCUUUCUCAUGCAUAUUUCUUGUUGACUGAAUAAUAGGUUUGGUUUAUUAUGUAACCUUUAUUUGGUCAAUGCAAGAAGUAGUUGCAGGAUAAAUAUCUCAUAUGCAAAAGUUCAUCAAAAUAUAUUGGAAAGUUCUUGGUAUUAUUAUUAAAAAUGACAUUUUUUAAAAUUUUAUUUUUGCAAAUAAAACAUUGUUUCCAGUAUAUGUAUAUUGUGUGGCUAAACUGCAUGCAAUCAACAUACAAUGUGCAUUCCACAAACCAUGACAGAAACAUCUGAUAUACUCUGUUCUCACAUUUAUAUUUUUAGUUUUAGAUUAAAAAUAUAAAAAAUAUAUAGUGUGUAAAGUGGGGUUUUUCCAGGUAAGCUAUUUUAAGAUUAAAAAACAGCUUUACAUCAGAGAGAUCUGAGACCAAUAUUAAUUUUAAAAGGGGUAUAACUCCAUUUUCUGUUGGGAGCUUUCUUUGUCAUAUAUGUAUUUUUAUUUAAGAAGUGCCCUUUUUGUGAAUUUAUACAUGCACAUCACUAGUUUUUUUUCUUUUUUGGAUAAUUUGUUUAAGGUCAAGUGCUUUAUUUAGACCAGAAGCAGAUUUUUUUUAAUUGCUUACAUUUAUUCUAAGUUUCCUUUAGUAUUCCAAAUCAAAUGACAUUUUGAUACAUGUAUAUACAUUGUACAUUUUAUAUUUGCCAUUGAAUGCAUGCUUCUAGUACUUAAACAUUUAAUUGCUGAUAAAAACAACUUUGUUAAACCAUUGUAUAGAAUGUUGUGUCUUGGCUCUUGUAUACCUACAUGUAUAUGGUGAAUUCCUCUUAGAUAAUUCUAUUAUUUUUUAUCUUAAUUGAACAACAUUUAAAAUAUGGACAUCUUUUAUAUUUGAAUAUCUUCAGGAUUUUUAUAAUUUUUACUUACCUGGUUGAAAGGGCUCAUUUAAUCUAGACUUGUAAAAUAUACAAAAACUACCAGGUAUUCUCAAAAUUAAAAACCAGGGUCUAAACUCUAAAAUAAAAAAAAAAAAUGAAUAUUGUCAUGUGAAGUUAUGUGGAAUCUUUUAUUUCAACCAAUCCUAAUUUCAAUUCCAUUAAUAUUUCACAAUUGAAAAGGUUUUUAAACUAAUACAUACAUGUAUGUAUUUGCCUCUAAAUAUCAAACUUAACAAAACUUGAAAGUUGCCGUCUUUCCCUCACUGAAGACCUUACAAUCUGGUUCUUAUUGAACGAUAAAAUUGUGCUCCGUAAUUUACCUAUUAAAAAUUUUUUUCUUUAUAUCUAGAAAAAAUAUAUUUGGCUUUGAAACUUUACAUUUCGCUGGUCAUAUGGUCAUUCUAGUCAAUUCACUACACCACUAUCUGGCAAUGACUAUAGUUCUUGCCAUUUUUUUGUUGUUCUACAGGAAAACCUGUUUUAAUAUAUGCAUGUCUAAAACAGUAACUGUAAUCACAUUUAAGUAACUGUAAACCCAUUUAUUCUUUGCAUGCAUGUCUUAAGAUGAAAGAUUAUUAGGUUAAAAAAAAAAUUGCAACAAGAAAAAAGACAUCAUGGAAACUUUAAGUACUGUAGGUUUACCUAAUAAAACCAGGUUAGAUUGCUUUCUCACUUGAUUUAAAAGAUGUACAAGACCAGGCAAAUGUAGAGAGAUGCUGUACCAAGUUGAAUUCAGUGUUUCCCUCCAGAAAUUCUGUGAAGAUUCAGAGGUUAAUCGGCUCCCUCGGCAAAUAGAACUCAAUUUGUGGGUCAUACCUUGACUCGAAAUUCAUGUUUGUUGAUUCAUAAAAUAAAAUUCUGCUGGGCAGGUUAUUACCAUUAAAAUGAUGUGAUAAUGUACAUACACAAUGUGGUUAUUGUUUGAAAAAUGGGAUAAAUAUAUACAUAAAUGGGUGUUUGUACAUACUAAAGUUUUUUUUUUAAUUAUGGGUUAAUUAUUUUCAUAUUUAAUAUGAAUUUUUCAUAAUUUCUACAGUUAGAUAGAUUUUUGAUGGUGUAAAAUGAAUUGUGAUGUCAAUAAAGUUUUCAUUUUAUAACAUUUUUUUCACUGUCUUAACAAGUCAGCUGUAAAAAGGAUAUUUAGUUAAUCUUUCUGUAAUAAGCUGUAUUUUGUUCUUAAUAUUGCAUGGACAAUUUAUCAGUAUUUCUGUUCUCUCUUUAGAUUAAAAAAGUGACACGCAAAACAGUAUUUUCUUGGUGCAUUGUAUCUCCAACUCAUCUUUUAAUCAUGCAUGCAAGUUGAUCUUUUAAGAUAAAAUUUUUAAAGUAAUUCACAGAAUUUCUAUAUUUAUUUUUUAUGAUUCUGAUGGUACAGAUAUCUUAUUUUGAAAUUGACUUUUCAAAUUACAUGUAUAUAAAAUUCUUUUCUUCUAUGGUAAUCAUAAGUUAAAUCAGAAAUUGAUUUUUGUCUUAAAUAUGUAUAAAACACAUCUAAAUGGCAUAUAUGAGGUACAUAUAUAUGCACCAAUUUUUUGAGAUAUUUUUCUUUAAUUUAAUAUGUUGAUGGUGCGACCGUUGGGGCGAGUGCAGACAUUUAUCCAGUUUUAAUUCAGAUCUGGCUCAUCGAAAAGAAUGUGACAUUUGGAACAUCUAGACUUGACGUCACAGGACGUUGUGUGUAAGUUGCAUUACCAAAAUGAAGUCUGAGCAGUGCUGUUUAAUGAAGAACGUUUUAUUUGCCAUUUUUCUGCAAUAUAUCAGUUAAAUCAAAGCAAGUUUGUAUUUUUUGCUGAACUUUUGUUGUUAUUCUCGCGAGAGUGUAGCUUUACGAAAAGAUGAAUUGUGGGUCCAAAUUACUGUGGAAAAAUUUCUAAAUGUGCACUAGUCCGAAUUUUCUCUUCGCCCAGGUGGUGUCGUUAGGGCUCGCAGUGACGAGCGUCACUUUGCGACGAUCGCUGCACUCGCUAUUAACUAAUUAUACAUGUAUUUAUUUGACAGAUUUGAAUGUAUAGUUACAUUGUAGCUUUUGUUGAAAAAUAAAAGAAUUCAAAAGGG
Saccostrea cuccullata (small rock oyster) is the source of this 5244-nucleotide messenger RNA. Its product is annotated as N-acetylgalactosaminyltransferase 7-like. Bases 166 to 2025 code for a protein of 619 amino acids. Gene Ontology annotation, cellular component: Golgi apparatus. The transcript is spliced from 13 exons. The record is from RefSeq and is a predicted model, not a curated record. Gene Ontology annotation, biological process: protein O-linked glycosylation. Gene Ontology annotation, molecular function: polypeptide N-acetylgalactosaminyltransferase activity. Lineage: Eukaryota; Metazoa; Mollusca; Bivalvia; Ostreida; Ostreidae.